Molecule: messenger RNA, 720 nt
Organism: Cucumis sativus (cucumber)
Lineage: Eukaryota; Viridiplantae; Streptophyta; Magnoliopsida; Cucurbitales; Cucurbitaceae
Exons: 2
Coding region: 53-346 (97 amino acids)
Source: RefSeq, a predicted model, not a curated record
CGGCGACGGCGACUGAAUUAGAGAGAAAGUCAGGCAAAAGCGGAGAAGAGAGAUGGAGGAGAACGGAGGAAGCGACGCUGGUAGCAACGCCCAUUGGUGGUGGGCUUUCGCCGGUGCAGCGCAGUUAGGUUGGGGUAUCGCCUCUUUCCGGCGAGGAUUUAUCGGUGAUUCCAGCAACAUGCCCCUCAAGGCCUUCGCCGUCGCUUCGCUUUUCGUCGGCGCUGCCGCCUCGUCUACAAUUGCUUCCCUCAAGGCCUCUGGCAUCCACAAGGUGGAAGACGUGAUGGAAGUAGGGGCCAGAAUCAGAAGUGGAUUGGGGAUUCGUUCAAGGGCACAAGAUAAAUGAAUAAAUGAAUAUGGCAGCCUUUGUUAUUCUAUUCUGUGGGUAACUGGGAACAUCUUCACUUUCACUUUGAGGAGUGCAUAUUCUCACCCACAUGAGUCAACUAAAGUCAUUCCAUAGCAGACUGAGCACUUUCUUCGAUGGUGAAAGAGUCACGAAGGGUCAGAUUCCAUUUUUCUUUAUCAACCCUUAAUUUGGUACUUCCUCUUAUAGAGAGGUCUCCUAUAAUUAUUUUGCUGUGUAGCAAUGAUAUCAGAUAACUGAUUAAGGGCUUAGAAAGUUCUUCUAAAUUGCCCUUAAUUUACUUUAGAUGUCCAACCUUCCUAAAGCAGCGAUUUCUUUCUUCAUUUAAGUAAAAUCCUCUGCCGAUUUAUCCA